Messenger RNA from Vicia faba (fava bean), 810 nucleotides. The record is from the annotation of a GenBank genome assembly. Lineage: Eukaryota; Viridiplantae; Streptophyta; Magnoliopsida; Fabales; Fabaceae.
AUGACAGAAAUCACAAGUCUAAGCUUAGACCUCAUAGAGUCAAUCCUGUGUUACCUCCCAAUUCCAACUCUGAUCCAAGCUUCAACAGUUUGCAAACUAUGGCACACAAUAAUCUCAUCAUCUUCCUUUUCUUCACACCACAAACACCGACACAAACCAUGGUUCUUCCUCCAUGCCUCUUCACUAUCCCAACAACACUUCCUUCAUUGGUUCAUUGGUAAUCUUGUUGAUAUAGAGGAUCGUUUGGAUGUUGAAAUCUAUGACCCUCUUUUGGGUUCUUGGGAUUUAGCUCCUCCUCUUCCUGCUGAUUUCAGAUCUGGAAACUCUUCAUCUUCACUCUCCUCAGCUUUGUUCCAAGGGAAGUUCUAUGUUUUUGGGAUAUAUUCAUGUUUUGUUUCUUCCUUUGAUUUGAAACUUGGUGUUUGGAGUGAUGUUAGGGUUGUUAGGCCUUCUGGGGUUGUGUUUUCUUUCUUGAUUUCUUGUAGGGAAAGUCUUGUUUUGGCUGGGGUUUGUAAUUCCUCAAGUGGGUCUAGCUUCACUUUGUGGGAGGUUGAUGAGAUGAGUAUGGAGAUUUGUGAGAUUUCUGUCAUGCCUCAUGAUUUGCUUUGUGGUUUGUUUGAUGGUGAUGAGGAUGAUAGAUUUGCUAGCUUGAAGUGUGUUGGAUUGGGUGAUCUUAUAUAUGUUUUCAAUGAGGAUUAUCAUAGGAUGUACCCGGCUUGUGUUUGCGAGAUUCGCCGGGGUCGUGGCGGGGAGAAGAGUGUUUCAUUGUAUAGCAUUCUGGGUGAAGGUCAACACCAUGGACUUCAUUGA